Molecule: messenger RNA, 1106 nt
Organism: Bipolaris maydis ATCC 48331
Lineage: Eukaryota; Fungi; Ascomycota; Dothideomycetes; Pleosporales; Pleosporaceae
Product: ankyrin repeat-containing domain protein
Biological process (GO): positive regulation of transcription by RNA polymerase II
Cellular component (GO): nucleus
Molecular function (GO): protein binding; transcription cis-regulatory region binding
Source: RefSeq, a predicted model, not a curated record
ACAUCCAAACGCAGCGUACAGCAAAUAUGGCAGGCUUGGAUGAAGAUACCAUAGACGACAUCCUCUACCUUGCGCGCACAAAUGAGGCGACUGAGCUCGAUUCGUUUCUCUCCGAACUGUCAGCUAAAGCUAAGCAGUCCAAGGCCGAAUUACUGACCGCGGCCAUCGAUCCGUAUUCUAAGAACAGCGCACUGCACUAUGCUGCUGCCAACGGCCACAAUGACGUCAUCAAGUUGCUCUUUUCGACCAGCACCGAGAAGCCUCGCCCAGAGUUUCUUAAUGCAGUCAACGAAGCAGGCAACACCCCGCUUCACUGGGCAGCGCUGAAUGGCCACCUUGAAAGCGUCAAACUUCUGAUAAAUUCAGGCGCCGACGUCACCAUUGUCAAUCGAGCAGGCCACGACGCCGUGUACGAGGCGGAAAUUAACGACAAGAACGACGUAGUUGACUGGCUGCUCGGCGCCGUUGAAGAACUGGAAAAAGGCAUCGGCCAGACUGGUGAGGGGUCGGCCGAAGAAAGUGCUGACGAGGAUAUGAGGGGUGCCAACAUGGACAGUGCAGAGGGCGAUAAGACAUCCCCACAACAGACGGCAGUUGGGUCAGCGGUGGAGAAUGCCCGGCAACAGAUGGAGCACUUGAAUACCCAGGAUAGCAUGACAAAGGAUGGUUGAGCAGCCGAAAACCGUUGCCGGCAAUCGAUGUGCUUUGCUUGUAAUCUAUCGGCUUGCAAGGAAGCGUAUAUGCUGAGUAUGACGGAACGCCGGUGCAGCAAGCCUAUCGCUGCAUGGUAUGGUCUGCAGUUAGCACGACCGCGUCUGUGCCGCACAUGAUCAGAGUUGUGGUGCUAGUAGGGAGGGUUGAAGACCAUGCAUGCGGAAGAUGGAAACAGAAAGAGAAAGAGAAAGAGAGAGAGAGAGAGACAGAUUCUAGACCGAGGGCGUGGCAGACGGACUGUCAUUGCAUCCUACUCUAGGAUAAGCACUACAGCGAACAAGACCGCUUUUCGGUCUUUGACAUGAGUUGCAACCCGGGCCUCUUGCUCCUCCUAAUGGCUCUAUAGACACCUCUAGACCAAAGAAUAAGGAAUGGGAUUGCCGUGAUCUGUC